Sardina pilchardus (European sardine) is the source of this 2063-nucleotide messenger RNA. It is a transcript of the gene hmgcl, whose product is annotated as 3-hydroxy-3-methylglutaryl-CoA lyase. NCBI's taxonomy places the organism in Eukaryota, Metazoa, Chordata, Actinopteri, Clupeiformes, Clupeidae. The transcript has 9 exons. The coding region runs from base 138 to 1079 and encodes 313 amino acids. Gene Ontology annotation, biological process: ketone body biosynthetic process; L-leucine catabolic process. Gene Ontology annotation, molecular function: hydroxymethylglutaryl-CoA lyase activity. The record is from RefSeq and is a predicted model, not a curated record.
ACUGUCAUGAGAUUUGUCAACAGUUCCUUCAGUUCCAGAAUGGGGCACCGCUCCAUUGCUCUGAAUUGCGCAUCUGUUGCCAGAGCCGUGAGUCUGUGUGAUUUUAAUAUGUAACCACUGGGUCCAUAACGCGAUUGAUGUCGAAUUGUUUAAACAUAGAGUUUGGUGUUGCUGCAGGGAAACCACUGCCUGCAAAGGUGAAGAUUGUGGAAGUGGGACCCAGAGAUGGUCUACAGAAUGAAAAGACUGUGGUGCCUGCAGAGGUGAAAAUCAGACUGAUUGACAUGCUGUCUGAAGCAGGACUUCCUGUAAUUGAAGCCACAAGCUUUGUGUCUCCAAAGUGGGUUCCACAGAUGGCAGACCAGGUGGAGGUCAUGCAGGGCAUACAUAAAAAGCCAGGCGUGAAUUACCCAGUCCUCACCCCUAAUCUAAAGGGCUUCCAAGCUGCUGUGAAAGCAGGGGCGCAGGAAGUGGCUAUAUUUGGCGCCGCAUCAGAGCUCUUCAGCAAAAAGAACAUCAACUGCUCAGUAGAGGAAAGUCUUCAGCGCUUUGAAGAGGUCACCAAGGCAGCCAAGGAGCAAGGAGUACUCGUUAGAGGGUAUGUGUCGUGUGUAUUGGGAUGCCCAUAUGAAGGGAAUGUGUCACCUGAAAAAGUAGCUCAGGUAGCAAAGCGAUUAUAUGCCAUGGGUUGCUAUGAGAUCUCUCUUGGCGACACCAUCGGUGUGGGCACUCCAGGGGGCAUGGGCGAGAUGCUGGAGGCAGUGAAGCGGGAGGUGCCAGUGGACGCUCUGGCUGUGCACUGCCAUGACACCUAUGGCCAGGCCCUGGCCAACAUCCUGGUAGCACUACAGAUGGGAAUUAGCGUUGUGGACUCAUCUAUAGCUGGCCUUGGCGGUUGUCCAUACGCCCAAGGAGCUUCUGGGAACGUGGCCACCGAAGAUGUGGUAUACAUGCUGCAUGGACUUGGAAUUCAAACGGGAGUCGACAUGCAUAAACUGAUGGAUGCCGGUGCAUUCAUUUGUCAGUUCCUGAACAGACGGACCAGCUCGAAAGUGGCCCAGGCUUCCUGCAAACUCUGAGCCCCGUUCAGGCAGAGGCCUAGCUGGGGUGAAGUCACUGGUCUUCAAUCAAACAUUGACCCUCAGGUGUCAGCGUGACUUUCGACCGGCUAGAGUAAUGUUCCGCACUCCCCCCCUGUUCUACCUAUUGCGGUCCGUUAAAAGUUGCUGCUCGUUUGAUGUGAAGGAUCCUAGUGACGUGGCACAAACAGCAUAGUGAAUGUUUAUCAGCUGCAUGGUGAAACUCCUCACAGGAACCCUGUGUAAGCAGCUGUUGAUGUUUCAGGCCAGUGGAAUUACAAAUCUAAACAGGUUUGUGGAAACAUGGUUCUCUUGAGUGCCUUGUGUUAUGCACAUAUUUUGUGCCUUUAAACUCCUCCUCCUCCUCCUACUCCUCCACCACCCACUACGGAAAAUAGAAAGUGUGGUCCAUCAUGUUGUAACGGUUUGGUUUGUACAUAGUAAAUCAUGGAUACACUGCAACAUACUGAGACUAAUGAGAAUUGUUUUUGUUAAACUACAAAAGAAUGGCGGUGUGCUUAUAGACCAGUCAACUAAAAGUGAGUUAAGCAAUGGGAGAUUUUUAUGGCCAAUGUGGGUGUCUCACUGAACCUGAAAAAACAUGCAGAUAUUGCUAAGGUACCACUUUUACAAACAGAUUGAAUAUAAAUGGAUCGGCUUCACAGUGCAGCUUUAUCAACAAAGCAACAACAAAAAAAAACAUGACAACACUGAUUAUGCUUGAACUGAGAUGACCCCAUGAAAUUAUUGCUUUGUACUCUACUGUUUCGUGAACCAAGAAAAACACAAACCUUUCACGCACCUUUUAUGUUUGUGCCUGUGUGUCUUUUAAAAUUAAUGUUUGUCAGUAAUUCAUGUGAGAAGAUGCUGAAGUUGCUGAGUAACUAUGUCCAGAAAAUUUUAUGUUUGUUAUGUUUUUAUUUAACCAUAAAGAAUUUCUUUGAUGUUUUUGUGUUCAGAAAAUAAAAACAUGAUUUAAAGGCA